AUGAUCCUUCUUGUUCGUAGAUCCAAUCCGAUGUACGAUCCUCGAGAAUCUUCUUUAACGAAGUCAUAUAAGAAUUGUAGAGCUUGCGACUAUGCAUUCCCUAACUCUGGCAUUAUUCCUACCGUUUUCUUCUGCCUUCCUCCAGAAUGCUAUUUGUCCACAGUGUUCGAGUUCCCAAUAUGGAAUGGGAUCGUACAGCGGAAGGAAAAAAACCUUUCCAGUCCGAAUCCAUUGGCGUAUUUUAAUGGCCCGACGGAUUUUGGCAAUCAACUUGGCAAAGCUAUCGCUGCAAGGAUCAAUACUGAUAGCUAUUCGUCAAACUCUCCAUCCAAGCUGACUUUCGGCUCGUAUCCAAUGUCCAGCUAUAGCUCACAAGGUUACGGCGGUACCACUGACUAUGGAACCCAGACGUACGUGGUCCAACCUGAUGUUUAUCAACAACAGGGAAUGACACAAGGUGGAUACGGUACUCAAGGGUAUGGAAACCAACAACUAGGAUACACGUUCAACAGUUUCCCCAACAACAAUUAUAAUCAAUACGGUGGACAAACUGCCGUUAUGCCUAAUAACUACAACUAUGGAAAUUAUGGAAAUAUGGCGACCAGUUAUGGGAACGUGAAUGGAUUUGGAAAUUAUGCGACCGCCGGAUACGGUAUCCCAGAUCCGAUCACCACGGGAGGAGUGCCGAACUCUGGUGCCAGCUGUCCUUACUGUUUCGGCAAUAAGGGCGGAUACAAAGCGAAAAAGGCGAAGAGGGAAUCGACUAAGAAGGAUUGA
This is a messenger RNA of Necator americanus (New World hookworm), 777 nucleotides long. RefSeq lists its product as uncharacterized. Lineage: Eukaryota; Metazoa; Nematoda; Chromadorea; Rhabditida; Ancylostomatidae. The record is from RefSeq and is a predicted model, not a curated record. Bases 1 to 777 code for a protein of 258 amino acids. The transcript is spliced from 3 exons.